Messenger RNA from Dermacentor silvarum, 6094 nucleotides. RefSeq names its product protein Wnt-5b. The coding region runs from base 900 to 2126 and encodes 408 amino acids. NCBI's taxonomy places the organism in Eukaryota, Metazoa, Arthropoda, Arachnida, Ixodida, Ixodidae. The record is from RefSeq and is a predicted model, not a curated record. The transcript is spliced from 6 exons. Gene Ontology annotation, biological process: cell fate commitment; neuron differentiation; canonical Wnt signaling pathway. Gene Ontology annotation, molecular function: frizzled binding; cytokine activity. Gene Ontology annotation, cellular component: extracellular region.
UCCCGGCGCGUUAUUUUUUCCUCGAGUAGCCAGCCAGACUGGAUGUGUCGAGAAGUUUCUUGGUGUUGGCAACUAUACUAACUGGUUGUCGUGGUCGUCGCAGCCGACGACGACGUUCCACGGCUUCGCCUCUUCGUCGGCGUGCGGACUCCCCGGGCGAGCGUGCGCGGUGCUGUUCUUCUUCUGGGACCGCGUAGAGUCGUCCAUCCUUGUCGGCUGUCCCGGCAGCCGCGAUCGACUCCGUGUUUAGGACAUCGAACACGUCGUCGGUCUUGUUGUUGCUCGUCACUCAGCGGGUCCUUCCUUUCCCGAGGCCGGCGAGAUCCACCGGGUCCACUGAGGCGGUAGCAGCGAUACCUCGUGUUGCUUCGUAUCAGACAAGGCUUGGACACGUACAGAGGUACGACAUACACGCACUGACUUCGCGCGAUGAAGAGAAAAGUGACUCGUCCAAGGUCCAGGUUACCUGUCUACCUGGAAUUCGGGGAGCGCCGACGGUGGUGUUGGCGGCACCGUCCCUGACUUCGACGUUUCGGAAUUGACGACCAAGUGUGGUGUGCUCGUUUUCUUUUUUAUUCUUGCGUGUUCCUGGCUUCGAAAAGUGUGCGUUUGUGCUUGUGGUGCCAGCGCCGCUGCCGCUCGGCUUGUUUCAUUUUCUGUGCGCGUUUGCACCGGAGGAUGACGCGACGAACCUCCUCGGCUCCGUCCCGUUGACGUGCCCCCGUUGCUUCACCUUUCAUCUGACAGUUCCUGGUUUCCUUUUUUUUUUCUUUCGUUUCUGCCAACCGCUUUGUGACAGCGUCAACUGUUGACAUUCACGACACAUCACUGUCGACUCUAUCGGCACCCUCGCAAGGAGGAAGGAAGAGGGAAUAGACUUUGCAGGAGUGUCAUACUUCAUGGUUCGGGGAACUCCAUCGGACAACGGCGCAUCACCGCGAGCACGGAGGCAUGGCACGGCGGAAGAUGUGAAACCACGCGUCAUGCCGGGCGCCGUCGCCGCCGCUUCCACGGCGCCUGUGCCCGCGUCGGCGAUAGCCCGCGGCUGCAUGGUGCUGCUCGCGCUGGCCCUGGCGGGCCUGCCACCCGCCGCCAUGUCCCUGGGCACGUGGAUCAACAUGGGUCUGCAGGGAAUCGACGUACUGCAGAACCCGCAGAUGUACGUGCUCGGAGCGCAUCUGCUGUGCGGCCAACUGCAGCUGGGUCUCUCCCGAGGCCAGACCAAGCUGUGCCACCUGUACGAGGACCACAUGCCCCACGUGGGCCGCGGGGCCCGGAUGGGCAUCGGCGAGUGCCAGCACCAGUUCAGGCACCGCCGGUGGAACUGCUCCACGGUCGCCGACACCAGCGUGUUCGGACCCGUGCUCAACAUACCGAGCCGGGAGGCGGCGUUCGCGCACGCAGUGGCGGCGGCCGGCGUGGUGCACGCCGUGUCCCGUGCCUGCCGCGACGGGCAGCUGGGCAGCUGCGGCUGCUCGGGCGAGCUGCGGCCGGACAACCUGCACCGCGACUGGAUCUGGGGCGGGUGCGGCGACAACGUGGCCUACGGGUACCGUUUCACCGAGGGAUUCGUCGACGUGCGGGAGCGCGAGCAGAACCACCCGCGCGGAUCGCUGGCCCAGGGCCGGAAACUCAUGAACCUGCACAACAACGAGGCUGGCCGAAGGGCGGUGAUCCGUAAGAUGCGCCUGACGUGCAAGUGCCACGGCGUGUCCGGGUCGUGCUCACUGGUGACUUGCUGGAAGCAGCUGGCGCCCUUCCGCGAGGUGGGCGACCACCUCAAGGACAAGUACGACAGCGCCACCGAGGUCAAGCUAAACCGACGCGGCAAGCUGCAGGUGCGCCACCGCAAAUUCAACGUGCCCACGCUCGAGGACCUCGUGUACCUGCACGAGUCGCCGGACUACUGCGUCUACAACGAGACGCUCGGAUCCCUGGGCACCAUGGGACGGCGAUGCAACAAGACCUCGUCAUUCACAGACGGCUGCGGUCUCAUGUGUUGUGGCCGGGGUUACAACAGCCACAAGCUAAAGCUGCGCGAACGAUGCAAGUGCAAGUUCCAUUGGUGCUGCUACGUGGAGUGCAAGACCUGCGUCAGCGUCAUCGACGCGCAGACCUGCAAAUAGCGGGCUGCCCGGCCACCUCUGGCAUGAAUUUUCCCGUUGAGAGUGAACCAGUGACACCGAGCAACUCAAACAUUUCUGUGCGGGGCUGACUCACUGUCACCGAAGUAUAGUGAACUGUCACCGAGGGACCGAAGCAUUUCUGUAACGCUAGCAGACACGAGGGCCGCAACAAGUUGCAUACAACCUCUAUUUUUGCUCGCUGUUAACAUAAGUACACCUGGUGAGGCGCAUCAGACCAAAGCGGGUUUAUAUGUGAAAGUCAUUUUGUAGCUCUAGUGAAGGCGUCUUUCUACACGGAAGCGGAACUUUCCGAGGGCUGCUUCCUUUUAUGGAAAGCUGCGUGUUUUAAGGAUAUAAGCAGAAGAAUUGCACGUCUUUUGCUAGCUUUCUCCCGUGAGAUUGGAUUGCUUUGUUCUGCUCUGUUCUGCGAGAUCGAAUCGACUCUGUUCUUGUUAGCGUCGCUCAGGCAGACAAAUCGGCGGUCAAGCUUGUGAGGUUAGACCUACUAGAAUCAACACCGAAACCGCGACUACCUUCGCCAGCAAGUGGAAAUUGCAAACUUGUGACUCUUACUACUUAAGAAAGGAAGUUUUGGGAGCGGAAAGAAAAUGCGGACAAGCAGUCUUUAUCUCGUUAUGGUUCUGCUGGAGAAAUGAAUAGUGUCAAUGAGACUAUUUGCUCUUGUGGCGUGUGGCCUUGCGUCAACGACCGAUAACGUUGGUUUAUCGACGUAGCGAAUCACGAGCUGAUGGAUCGAACCCAGGAAACAACGCUGCGAAGAUGUCGAAGAAGGCUUCAACUGCACGUGCAGCUCGUGAAGCUAUCCCUGCGCAAGGUGUGUCUUCUGUACUGCGACCACUCAAAGUGUCGUGCUAGGACUCGCACGAGUGAAUCGAAGCCAUUGUUCGCCAAGACUUCACCUCUUCCCGCGUCACUAUGUCGCGUUUUUUGCUCCCGCUUCUUCUUCAGAUUCUUCUGGCUAGAAGUUGAGCGCAUUGGUUUUCAUCGUGUCCAUGUGCCGUUCCUGUGUAAAUGUGCUUCUGUUUCUCACUGCUGAAAAAAAAAGAGGCCCCCGAUUCAUCCAAUAUAUUCCUGUAGAUUAUUUAUUGUGUUUUAAACUUGCACUACGCGCAUUGUGUAACGUUUGUGCUGAUGUUUGUAUUUUGUAGCUAUAAAGUACUACAGUGUACUUUUUUGUUUCAUAUGUGCUCCCGAUCAUGUCAAAAUAUUUACUACGGACACAAUACAUCUUGAAAAGUUGAUUCAUGAUGCAUCUUUUUUAUUGAUAUACCCGCUUGCCCAUAUGAAAGCGCCAGUGAUGUUUUAUAACGUCUACUCGCACUCUUGACAGGUUAUAAAAACUCGAGAACAGUCGUCGUAUAUACAGCAGUUCAAAUUUUCUGCAAACACUGGACCAAGGAUCCAUAUACGAAUAUGCGCGAGUCCAACUAGUCAUGAGACAUGUGUCUCUGACUUCUUUAAAAUGUUUUAAAAAGUGGUUAAGAGCUGUACUGCGCACGAGUCUUAACAGUCAGGGGGCAAUGUCGAAGAGUCACUCUAAACGUCAAGUGAAACAAAAAGCGACUUAAUAUUCAAAUUUCCGUCAUCUACAACAUUGUAUUGCUAUGUUGAGAUCACAAAGUCAUUUGGAGCUUGCUGAAGAUUGUUGAUAGCUAUUUGCCAUGACAAAGAAAAGCUUUGGAUUACUUGAUCUGACUACACUGCUCAGCUAGCGAUGCUCACACAUUUGAUUACAUAUAUCUUGGGUAAAGAGCAAUCACUAAUAGCCGGCAGCUUCAGUUUUUUCUUUCUGGAUAGAAAUAUUCGGGUUGGCCAGCAUUCGGCAACCAACGUGUGUAGUUUGUGUACAGAUAAAGAUAAAUAUUUUGCAGGAGUGUUUGAACAGUUUGAUGCAGUCGGGAAGGCUAGUGUUACUUUUCGCUUGGCGCAAUAACCGUAUACGCCCCCGCCCCCAUAAAGUAAAAAAGAAGAAAAGGAAAACAAAUCACCGUAGCAGAACUUUUUAAGAAUUUCGUAAGUGCUUCUUAACAACUGGUCCAGUGUCAGUAUUUAUUUUGUCGCAGACACCAUAGGAAAGCUAAAGAGAUGUGUAAUGAAAUCGCAGAAUUUGUGCUGGUGCAGUCAACUAAUAACGGUGGGCACGGAUGUGCCUGCAAAUGUAAUUUGGUUCUUAUUUCAAGAGAGUCCACACAAUGCCCUUAGCAAACCAUCAUUCAUCACAAACGACACCGAUUCGCUAUUGCAGAACUUACUGAAUUCACUAGACGUACCAGUCAUUCUCGUUUGGCAGGAAGUAAUGUCAGCGACUGUUUGAUCGACUUGAUUUAAUUUAUUCACUCAUUCAUUCAUGGGGAUUAACGUCUGAAAGAAACACUGCGGUUAUGAGAGACACUGUAGUCAAGGGCGCCCGUCCGGAUCCAUUCUGGAUACCUGGGGUUCUUUAACGUGUGCGUAAAUACAAGUACAUGCGCUUUUUUGGCAUUUCACGUCUUUUUUUCGGCAAAUGCAGUCGCCGAGGACGGGGAACGAACCGGCGACCUCGUGUUCAGCGCCAGAACGAUAUAGCCAUUGAGCCAGGUCGAGUUUUUGACGCUCCACCAUUCAAUCAGGACUGUUGCAAUGGUGGGGCCAUCCCACUUUUUUUUUUCAGUAUAGGUGACAUUGAUCGUUACACGCUUGGAUAUCGAUGAUUCGUGUUCCAUCUAGAAAUAGGUAACCCAAAAGCCGAAACUAACUCCUCAUCUAGAUGCAUUUAUUUUACAUGAAAACGCCUCCUGGACCUCCUUUCACCGACGAUCUUGGUCCUUCUAUUUAGUUGAAUGACCUUUCACUGUAGUUCGGGGGGUAAUGUUUCCACUUGCAGCUGAUGUAGCUUUUUGACACCGCCAUGAAGAAAUCCAUUUUAUAUGCUGCCUGUGAACCUGGUAAGGUGGCGUGGAUCGCCCAUGGUGAAGCGUGGCCUAACGUGCAGCGUAUAUCAAAAGUACGAACACCACCCUUUCUCCGCGGGCUAUCGCAGUGGUAUCUAAGUACUUUUUGAUUGUCCUAUAGCAAAACAUUUACUACAGCACCAAAACGAUCGAUAAUUUGAAUGGAACCGUAAUCCUUACACACCGUCUUACCCGCUCAAUGCACCAAGGAACACAGUAAAUUGUCAUAAUUAGUGAAUAAUAGCCAAUAUUUAACUAAACAGUAUCCAGUGAAAGAAAGAAGCAAUCGCAUAUCAAGAGCAUAAAUAAUCAGUUGGCUACGAAUAAAACCACAAAUAGCUCCUUCACAAUAGUUCAAACAACAUUGUUUAGGUUUGACAAACAAGGUGAACCCGGCAGCGCAGCUAAGAACCCUUUCAGGAGCUCUCACAGUUACCUGGAAAGCAAGAGAGUUCGAAAAGAUAGAAGAGUUCCUUCGCCCAAGCGCAAAAUCUGUUGCUUUCUUCAGGGAAGUUUUGAUGGUAUCUUCGACGUUAAAGCACCGCUGCGAUACCUGAUACUGAUUUCCAUGGUGGCAGAAGCGUGUGCGAGCGUAAUAUGCACCAAGAUAAUUGUACCAAGAGGCCUCAGUCAAACCUUGAAACCCUGAUGAGGACUUUGACAACAGCGCAGAACACAACCGAGCUACAAUACAUAUAGCACUGGUGACACGUAGGGUAUCCAAUGUACUUUUGAUGAAUGCUGUACCAAUUUCGGAUGCAAGAUGCUUGCGGUUAUGUUACGAGCGCACGAAGUGUUCAGCUUCAUGACGCAUGUGCGACACUUUUAGAAGCAAUUGACUAUAAAUGCAGAGCUAGUUUCUGAGAGCCCGGAACGGCAAUUCUGUGUACUCUUCUUUCUCACCGUGAACUUCCUGCAAUCGUUCCCAUCUCAUAAUGCUUGUUUUUCCAAUUUCAUGUACAUUUCUUAUGCAACGCGUAGCACCAUAUUGUAUUUUGUAAAUAAAGUUCAUGUGUA